This is a messenger RNA of Prinia subflava (tawny-flanked prinia), 1148 nucleotides long. RefSeq names its product metabolism of cobalamin associated D (gene MMADHC). Gene Ontology annotation, biological process: cobalamin metabolic process. The coding region runs from base 139 to 1029 and encodes 296 amino acids. The record is from RefSeq and is a predicted model, not a curated record. The transcript is spliced from 8 exons. Gene Ontology annotation, cellular component: mitochondrion. Lineage: Eukaryota; Metazoa; Chordata; Aves; Passeriformes; Cisticolidae.
CGCCCAUCGAGGUGUCGGCGGAUCCACUGGCUCGGCCUGGGGGAGCGCAGCGAGGGCGUGGCGAGGGCGGGUGAGCGCCGCCAUUUUGCAGGAAGAGGGGUAUCCGGGCCUGCCAGCGAGGGGAGAGCAGCGUCUGCCAUGGCCAAUGUGCUCUGUAACAGAGCAAGAUUGGUCACCUACCUGCCAGGCUUUUAUUCCUUAGUCAGAAGAGUUGGGAGUGCCAAAGCUUUUUCCACUGCAGGAUCCUCGGGCUCCGAUGAGCCUCACGUGGCUGCUGCACCUCCUGAUCUAUGUCCCCGCACGGUGUGGCCGGACGAGGCGAUGGGGCCCUUUGGCCCCCAGGACCAGCGCUUCCAGCUGCCUGGCAACAUCGGCUUCGACUGCCACCUCCAUGGCACUGCUUCCCAGAAGAAAUCCCAAACCUCCAGGAGCCUUCCCGACAUCCUGGCAGAGCCCUCCGCCAGCGAGAGGCACGAGUUUGUCAUGGCACAGUACAUCAAUGAAUUCCAGGGCUCUGAUGCUCCCCAGAAGCAGCAGAUCAAUAAUGCAGAAACCUACUUUGAGAAUGCCAAGGUGGAAUGUGCAGUGCAAGCCUGUCCUGAGCUGCUGAGAAAAGACUUCGAGUCGCUGUUCCCAGAGGUGAAUUCCAAGCGUCUCACUGUGCUCACUGUCACCCAGAAAAGCAAACACGACAUGACCGUGUGGAGCCAGGAGGUGGAGGAGGAGAGGGAGAUGCUCCUGGAAAAUUUCAUCAAUGGUGCCAAGGAAAUCUGCUAUGCAAUUUCUUCUGAGGGCUACUGGGCCGAUUUCAUCGAUCCAUCCUCAGGACUGGCAUUUUUCGGGCCUUACACCACCACGCCCCUGCUGGAGACGGACGAGCGCUACCGGCACUUGGGGUUCUCAGUGGACGACCUGGGCUGCUGCAAGGUGAUCAGGCACAACCUGUGGGGCACCCACGUGGUGGUGGGGAGCAUCUUCACCACCGCCGAGCCCGACAGCCCCAUCAUGAGGAAACUCAGUGGGAACUGAGCCCUGCUGCCCCCUCAGGGUGACCGUGGUGUCCUGGGCUUGGAUGAGUCUCCUCUCCCUCGGCAGCGGCAGGAGUUCCUCCCUUCCGAGUGUUCUUAGAGAAUAAAAAGUAGCUGGUA